GCAGAGAUGCACUUCAAAGUCCCACAGACAGACACCGACUUGACACUUGUGUGCGCUCUGUUUAUUUUUCGCUUGUGUGGCCAAAAUCUAACGUUUAGCUUGCAAUUUGCUAUCUUUGAUUAUUAGACGAAUCGCAUUUGGAUGUUGUUUCCAUCUGGGUUUGCGUUUAAAAGCCGAAUCCGUGGAUAUAUUUAUGUUUUUCCCCCGCUGCUAGCUUUUGGAAGCGCGUUUUGGUGAUUGAAGGAAUGGAUGCGCAUGCAGCUCCGCAGAGAGAGUGCUCGUCCGCAACAGGAAGCUAGCCAUGCCUCUCUAGGCCUUCACCCCCUGCUGGGCACCUAAAACCACCUAAAACCGCUCUCAGCCUGCAGGGAUCAUCAUCUGGCAGAUCGAGGACGCUCAAUGUUGGGAAGAAAAAUGGGGGAAAGACGGGCCAGGUCCUUCCACAUGACGUGCCACCUGCAGCGGGACUACGGCAGCAGGCUGGUGGGGCCCUUCACACGGUGCGGACCCAACGGCUACGCCAGCACCAGCCUCAGCCUUGACCAGGAGAUGGAUGCCGACCCUUCUCCAUCUUGCGUGGCCCCCGAAGCCCGCGCGUCUAUCGGAGGCCGCUAUUCUCCUGUUUCACUGGAACUGGACCCCGUGGCAGUGAAUAAUGGAUCAGGCAUCCCCGCGGCGAAGGACCCGGAACUGCACAUCUUGCAUGGUCAACCGUCCGUCGCCCAGGCGCCGCCGCCGCUGCCGCGUUCAAGCUGGCUGCAUCACCACCAAAAGGAGUUCCAGCGGCCGUACGUCAAGACUAGCAUGCAGGGCGAUGUUUACAACUUCCUUGAGAGACCUUCUGGACUGAAAUGCUUCCUCUAUCACUUCCUUGUCUUCCUCAUGGUCCUGGUGUGUCUCAUCUUCAGUGUCCUGUCCACCAUCGAGCAGUAUGCAGACUUUGCCGCCGGAUCGCUUUUCUGGAUGGAAAUUGUGCUGGUGCUGUUCUUUGGAACGGAGUACGUGGUACGGCUGUGGUCUGCCGGCUGUCGCAGCAAAUACGCCGGCAUCAAAGGACGCCUUCGCUUCAUCAGGAAGCCCAUAUCAAUCAUAGACUUGAUUGUGGUCAUUGCCUCCAUUAUUGUGCUCGCUGUGGGUUCCAAUGGACAAGUCUUUGCCACAUCUGCCAUCAGGGGCAUCCGCUUCCUGCAAAUCCUGCGUAUGCUACAUGUGGACAGGCAGGGGGGAACGUGGAGGCUGCUGGGAUCUGUAGUCUUCAUCCAUCGACAGGAAUUGAUCACCACCUUAUACAUCGGCUUCCUGGGCCUCAUCUUCUCAUCCUAUUUUGUCUACUUGGCUGAGAAGGAUGCUGUAGACGAGGAGGGCAAGACGGGCUUCUCCAGCUAUGCCGAUGCCCUGUGGUGGGGCGUGGUGACGGUGACCACAAUCGGCUACGGAGACAAGAUCCCUCAAACGUGGAUCGGCAAGGCCAUCGCCUCCUGCUUCAGCGUCUUCGCCAUCUCCUUCUUUGCUCUGCCAGCUGGAAUCCUGGGUUCAGGGUUUGCCCUGAAGGUCCAGCAGAAGCAGAGACAGAAACACUUCAAUCGACAAAUCCCUGCAGCGGCCUCACUCAUCCAGACACUUUGGCGAUGCUAUGCGGCGGAGAAACCCAAUGGCUGCGUGGCGACGUGGAAAAUGUACGUGCUAACUCCCGAGGCCAUCACUGUGGUGGAACCGGACAACUCCAGUCCCAACAUCCGGAAGCUCAACAUAUCGAAAAAGGGCACAAAAAGAAGGCUGAAGUCAACACGAGGUAACGGCUCCAUCGGCGUGUCCUCCGAGAGGGCCGUGUCCAUCCCUCAGAUCACCUAUGAUCACAUUGACGACUCUGAGGAGAAGAAAGACGUCUCCUUCUUCAUGCAGGAGCCCACUGGCACUGUGGAAGGAAUCCCCAGGAUGUUCAAACAAACCGGUCCCUGUCAUCAUUCUUGGUCGUCUUUCACUCUGAGCUGCCCUUCCUCUCCAGUGAAGAGGAACCAUGGCAACAGAAUGUCCGUCGACAUCACCCGCGCUAGCAGCCUAACCGACGAGCUGGACUGCAUGUGUGAGGACAUCCCGCUCUCCGUGGUGUCCGACAACACUCAUCUUUUGACCUGCCCCUUCGUGGCAUCGGUCCAGGACUCUUUCUCCACACACCACUUGAAUUCCACAAGGUUGUCUCACGCCCAGAGGUCAGCGGUGAAAGUCCUGCGUCGAAUGCAGUACUUUGUGGCCCGCAAGAAGUUUCAGCAAGCACGUAAGCCCUACGAUGUUCGGGACGUGAUCGAGCAAUACUCGCAAGGCCAUCUCAACAUGAUGGUGCGCAUCAAGGAGCUGCAGAGAAGGCUGGACGGCACACUGGGAAAGCCUGGAAUGUUCCUCCCAGGUAAAGGGGAAGAUAAGGAAUUCCCGACGAUCGGAGCACGACUGAUCCGUCUUGAAGAUAAGGUGCAUCAGAUGGACCAGAAAAUGGACUCGGUUCUGCGGAUCCUGACGGAACAGUUCCUGCCCAAACCGGAGCUGAUGUCCAAGCCCUCCAUCCGCAGGGUGACCAUCCAGAAGCGCAUGGGUAUUAGCAUUGACGAAGGACCCUGAGAUGAGGAUGACAUCACUAAAAGACGCUGAGAAAGGAGCAUGAGAUCAUUCAAACCAUGACUCGGUCUUCCAUACUCUUCUUUCUGAACAACCUGGACAUCUGACACCAAGGGCAGGAAUCAUGGUGGGUCUUCUUAUCCAAAUCCAUAGUUGUUGUUUUUGUCAGUCGGAGCAACGUGAAGUCAUUCCAGCUUCCAAAGCCGUGACGCCACUCGUGUAUUUCACUGUUCGGCCUCCUCAUCGCUCACGUCUCGCCAUUUAUGCGCGCCCGUUCCUCUUCUCCUAAUAUUACUCCCCAGCUAACGAGCGAGCAAUGAAAGUGCUGGCGUUCCCCCAAAUGGGGGAGUCCAAGGCAUGCUGCGUUUUUCUUGGCAUCUAGACUUAGAAUGUGUUAGUUCUAAUGACGCCAGGGAAAUGGAGUACUGUGCCCCGCGCGAAGGAGACCCAAUGAGUCCAAUUUGUCUACUUGACUUAAAUCCGGCGGCUCUUCAAAAUAUCAGAUUGGAAUUACCCGGAAUAUGGUUCAAAAGUGGAUCAAUAAUCCAGCAGGUGAACACGGUCAUGAAGAAUCAAACCAUUUGUUUUUGUUUUUUAAACGUGUUUUAAAAACGUGUAAACAAGCAAUUGGAAUGUCGUCAAAAGUAGCAAAAAUGCAGUUCAACAUUCAAGUGCUGCAGACAGCAAACAUUCAGUCUGCCCUUAAACCAUGCUAAUUAGCCACCAUUAUCCAGCACCAACGGAGGCAUGCAUGCAAGCAAGCCGUCUUCCAGGUGAAUCAAAAUAUGAGGUUUUGCCGCAUGCCAGGCAUUAAUAUUAACAGCACGUGGACACGGGGUGUUUCCGACCUGACAAUGUUGUGUAUUUACGGCGGAGCAAGGCAUCUGUUUUUCUGCAUUUUCUUAUUCUAAAAUGAUUGUUUUCAAUACCAGUGUAACCGAAAGGGCUUGAAGAGUGUGAAUGUUUAUUUAUUAUUUAUUAUUCUUAUUUAUUUUAAACUGAAUGAAUAUUAAAAUAAAGUAAUGACUAAAUAAGAAUUAAUAAAGAACAAAACAAAUGCAACAAUAUGCAAUAAUAAUAAUAAUAAUAAUAAUAAUAAUAAUAAUAAUAAUAAUAAUAAUAAUAAUAAUAAUAAUAAUAAUAAUAAUAAUAAUAAUAAUAAUAAUAAUAAUAAUGGGCGGCACGGCGGACGAGUGGUUAGCUAGGAGGAUCAUGGUUCGAUUCCACCCUCUGCCAUCUCUGUGUGGAGUUUGCAUGUUCCGGGUACUCCGGUUUCCUCCCACAUUCCAAAAACAUGCUAGGUUAAUUGGCCACUCCAAAUUGUCCAUAGGUAUGAAUGUGAGUGUGAAUGGUUGUUUGUCUAUAUGUGCCCUGUGAUUGGCUGGCCACCAGCCCAGGGUGUACCCCGCCUCUCGCCCAAAGACAGCUGGGAUAGGCUCCAGCACCCCCGCGACCCUCGUGAGGAAAAAGCGGUAGAAAAUGAAUAAUAAUAAUAAAUUAAUAAAUUAAUAAAUUAAUAAAUUAAUAAAUUAAUAAAUUAAUAAAUUAAUAAAUUAAUAAAUUAAUAAAUUAAUAAAUUAAUAAAUUAAUAAAUUAAUAAAUUAAUAAAUUAAUAAAUUAUGCAUCCAUCCAUUUUCUAUGGAUGGAUAGAAAAAAAUCAUCAUUAUCCUCAUGAUAUUAUUAUUAUUGUAUUACUGUAUUUAUUUCCAGAAGAGAUGCAUGACGAAUGUGGAGUAUGGGUAAAUAUGUACCGCUACACCCCUAUUAUAGAUAUCAUUUUCACCAAACAUAUACGUUGUUUUUGGAGGAAAAGUGAUAGAAAUCAAUGUAUAUUGUUUAAGAUGAUAUGAAACAUAUAUGAGGGAAGUAUGUUUUGUUCCCCUCGCGUAUAAAAGGCCUGAUGUGCUGUAUUUAUAACCCACGUGUAAGCACCAGCUUAUCUUUUGGUUGAUGUUGAAAUGUCGCUUGCAUUUGAAAGAGAAUCGAACAUAUCGUGGACACACCAUCGGUCAGCCUCUGCGUUUGCUCUGGUGUACACUUUUGUACAAGAUGUAAAUAGAGACAUUGCCUUAUUGUACUGUAUUUAUUAUCAUGUGGAAACAUCGCAGCUGGAACCAGUCUGCUUUCUGGGCAGUGAUGAGAAACACAGAGAGCGAGGCUCCCGUGUGCUGCAGAUGGAUGGAAAUGAUUGUAAAUGAUACUCACGCACACGCUCUGCAUUGGAGCCAUGCUGUAAAUAAAGUCCAUUUCAUUACUGCCGUCAUUUGCUUCCAUCUGAGGGUUUUACAGUUUUUAACCAUUUCUCCUCCUGCUUUCAUGCCAAGGCCAAGGUUUUGGCGUGUACAGGUGAGCUAUCAUUGGUUUGUUGCAGUAUACUCUUUUACAAACAAGCAUGACAAAACAGUCUUGAAACACACGUAUACUGUACACAUAUGUAUAUGCACCAUUAUUUUAAUAACCAAUUAAUGGGUAGAUUUUUAUUAUUUUUUCGAUGAAUCCGAUUUUUUUUCCAAUAGCUUCAGUAAAAGAAUAAAGGUACACAAAUAUACAAUCAUGAGCAUUUUCUUACUCGAUUAAUCUGAAGCUUGUUUCAAUUAAUGGAGGUCAUGUACGCUAUGGACCAAAUUAAUAUGAAGUAAACACCUAGUUAGUGGUCGGGUCCCUGACAUAUCAUCAAAAAGGCAAAAAUGCCCAUUAUUGUUUUCCAAAGUCAAAUAUAUGUGUGAAUAUAACACAAAAAUAACAUGGCUGCUCUCAUGGAUGAACAUUUUAAAAUAUUUUACUUAAUUAUAUUUAAAUUUAAAAACACACUUCAAUGUUUCAGGUCAUCAAACACAUUUAAAUAUUAGUAUAUCAAGUGGAUAUUAAAUAAAACUUUUUAUUAUUAAGGGAGAAAAA
Molecule: messenger RNA, 5508 nt
Organism: Doryrhamphus excisus (bluestripe pipefish)
Lineage: Eukaryota; Metazoa; Chordata; Actinopteri; Syngnathiformes; Syngnathidae
Gene: kcnq1.2
Product: potassium voltage-gated channel, KQT-like subfamily, member 1.2
Biological process (GO): potassium ion transmembrane transport
Cellular component (GO): voltage-gated potassium channel complex; membrane
Molecular function (GO): voltage-gated potassium channel activity
Source: RefSeq, a predicted model, not a curated record